Messenger RNA from Ascochyta rabiei, 2253 nucleotides. RefSeq names its product Heat shock transcription factor. Gene Ontology annotation, biological process: regulation of DNA-templated transcription. Lineage: Eukaryota; Fungi; Ascomycota; Dothideomycetes; Pleosporales; Didymellaceae. The transcript is spliced from 2 exons. The record is from RefSeq and is a predicted model, not a curated record. Bases 1 to 2253 code for a protein of 750 amino acids. Gene Ontology annotation, molecular function: DNA-binding transcription factor activity; sequence-specific DNA binding.
AUGUCGACACGCAAGCGGCGCGCUCCGGGCUCAGAACCACAAGCCCCAAUGCAGACAUACCCGCAAGACGCCAGCAUACCGACCGAUCAAUACAUGAACUGGAACGAUCCCACAAUGAGUGCUGACAUGGGCGCUUUCAACGAUCCAGCGCUGUUCGACAACUACAAUACAAAUACGAUUAGCAGUGGGCACAACCGGGUAGUUUCGCUGGACGGAAUGCAUGACGCGCCAGAUAUGAGCUCUGGACAGCUGGUCAGGCGAAAUCCCAACCAGCAGCUUGCACCUGCACCGCGGCGGGGGCAGUGGGAUGGCUACCCGAGCCCAACUCAGCAGUGGGACAACAUAGCUGAUGACGAUGAGGAGUUGGACCAGAAGGCCGCAGUUGCGAAGAAGGAUGCGCAAGCGAAAAGGAAGCAGAUUCCGCCGUUUGUGCAAAAACUGAGCAGCUUUCUUGACAACAACAAGAACGAGAACCUCAUCCGGUGGUCAGAUGACGGCAACUCAUUCAUCGUACUGGACGAAGACGAAUUUGCGCGAACGCUCAUCCCAGAACUCUUCAAACACAACAACUAUGCCUCCUUCGUUCGACAGCUGAACAUGUAUGGCUUCCACAAGAAAGUUGGGCUAUCAGACAACUCCAUGAAGGCGAGCGAGACCAAGGCAAAAGCGCCCAGCGAAUACUACAACAAGUACUUUAAGCGCGGGCGGCCGGAGCUGUUGUGGUUGAUUCAGAAGCCCAAGAAUCCUAUGACCGGUCCUAAGCGGAAGCGGGACGACGAGGCCAAGGGUGAUAGCGAUGAAGAGCGCAAAUACGUGCAGGACACUGGUGGUGGUGGCUACAUCGAGGAGUUGACUCCUGUCAGGAGGAGCGACGAUAUGGCCAUGAUCCCGCGUUCAGAGUACAACAGCUUGCGAGUCGAGGUUCGAGAGUUACAGCAACAACAAAAGCUCAUCUCGAAUGUUUUGGGCCAAAUCAAGCGUCAGAACGACGAGCUGUAUUCCCGAGCAACGUCCUUCCAAGCGCUACACGACCGCCACGAGAACUCGAUCAAUGCAAUCCUCACAUUCCUGGCUACGUUCUACAAGCGCGGCCUGGAAGGCAAUACAGGGGGUAUCAAUCUUGCAGACAUGUUCUCUGGGGCGCGCCAGCAGACUCAUGGGAAUGUUGUAGACGUCGGUGAUUACCAGGCGCCAGAAAUGAACAGAUCGCCAUCGUUCCAACGAAAGAAACAGCCUCUGGCGCUCUUGCCGGCUCCAGCACCUGGGAAGGACUAUCUGGCGCCACCUGGUGGCCGCGCAACCACAAUGAGUCCUACGACAAGGCCGAUGCCUAGCCCCAUCACAAGACAGAACAGUCAACAAGCAGUCUUCAGAAGUCCUUCGCACACGAAGCCUCAGUCCUCCACGUCUACUCCGCAGGCGCGUGACGGGUCCUCUUCUAUCCCUCUCCCUAAAGUGGAGUCGCAGUCACCGCAGACCAUGGGACCCCUUCCCGAGGCCGAAGAAAUGCUCUCUGCCAUCCAAGAUGCAAACACCAACGCCGGUCACUCCUCCAGCCAGGCACCACAGUUCGACUUCCCCGCCGCCUUCUCAAAUUACCAAACCGCCGACGGCGCCGUGCCUCUUACAGCCCAACAGCGCAACGAUGUCCUCAGCCUCAUGGCGAACAACACAGCAGCAUCAAACACAAACAACGCGCUGACAAACCCGAAUCCACCCGAGAUGAACAACCUCUUGAACGAUUUGAGCAGAUUCCAGGAGACGCAGCAACAACUCGAGCUUCUGCAGAAGAUGAGCGACCAGCAGAACAGCAGAGUGCAGAGCUUGCAGGAGCGACUGCAACCGUUGAGCCCAAGCGGACAGAUUCCCGGUCUCACAGAGAACAACACGAACUACUUCGGCAACCAGCUCGGCGACCCAAGCCAAUACGAUCUCGACCUCGACUCCUUCGUGCAGGACAACGACUACUUCCCGAACAGCACCUCCCUCCCACCCAACGGCAACGCCACCGACCCCAACAGCGUACUGCCCGACUUCAACUACGACCUGCCGGACACCAAUCCCGGCAUGAGCGGCGGCGGCAACUUCACCGACACCUUUGACUUUGGCACCCACGACGACGGCACCCUGCACGUCGGCGACGCAAACGACGCGCGCGAGAGCGUCAGCUCGUCCGGCACAUCGCCCGCCGCCACGGUCGAGGAAGUCGAGGACGAGACGCGCCGCCGCAGCCCCAAGAGGCGGAGGAAGUAG